AUGUAUAGUUUAUCUUUCCCACAGGAGUACCCAGUACAUCUUGUUAGAAUUAAAGACAAGGUCAGGUUGCAAAGUUUUCUAACAGAAUGGGCAGUCUUUGAUCAUCUUUAUGAUGAAGAGUAUAGCUCCAGGCUGCUUUACUUUUGGCGAAAGGGUGGUGGUGCCAAAGUGAUGGAACGAUGUUACUUAGACUCCUUGGAGAACUUGAAAAACAUGGUUCAGACAAGUAAAGAUGAUUUAGCAAUAAGAUAUGAACAGAUAUCCAUGAUUCUAAUGCAAGAAGGCCAACUUGAAAGCAGUCAUGACUUAUUACAGAAAGCCAUGAAAUUAGAAGAAGAUGAGUUAGGGGGACGUCCAGAAAGAUUAGUUGUUUUAUAUGACUUAGCAGCAAAUAUUUACAAUGCGAAAAUUGUUCUGAUUGACUAUGUUAGUCGGUCUAUGCUUCCAGUACUGAGACCCUGUAUUGACUUCAGACAGAAGGCAAUCAAGCUCAGAGGAUCUUUUGAAGGAGAGAGGCACAAAUUCAAAAGAGCGUAUUCCAUGACAAAAUUAGCCUUCAAUAUCAAAACUUGGUACAUGAUAGGUGGAGACUCCAACUUUUCAGCAACAGAGGCAAUGGAGGAAGGAUUUCGAAAUGUCAGAGAAGCAAAAGAAAUAUUUCUCGAGCUUGGGGAAGAUGGUUACAGGGCUGAAUGUCUGAUGAAUGAAGGCUUACUAGUUGGUGAACAUGAUCAACAUGCAGCAUUAAAGCUGUAUCAAGAAGCUGAAGAACUUUGUUUACAAGUGUAUGGUGAGAAUAGUGUAUUGUCUGGGCGCUUAUUAAUGAAUACUGGUAUAUUGGUAGAAGAGAUGGGAGACUAUGAAGGUGCUUAUGAUUACUUCAGAAGGGCAUUCAAGAACAAAAUUGAGGUGUAUGGAAGAGAUCAUCCACAGACAAAGAGAGCUAUCAGAUUGAUGGAGGAAACCACAUAUAAAAACAUUGCAGCACAGAGAGGAGAAAACCCUCUGGAAGACUUCUAGUUGUUAACAUCAUAUUUAGUUGAAUUAUAUCAUAACCUGACGUAUGAGUGAAUCACAAAGUACUUCUGUCAAUUCUGUGACGUUAUCCAGAUCUCACACAUGUAAUUUAUUUACAUAUUCAUUGAUUGGUAACUUGACUAGCUAAGAGAUUACAUGGUUUGACUGUAUUUAUUGUAAUUGAUGUAACCAAUACAGGGUAAGGUGUUAUAUUCAUUUGUGCAAUUGUGGUUGUAUCUAAUUACAGUAAAACUUUGUCAUUACUAAAACAAAAACUGACCUAAACUACUUUCAGUACCAUCUGUAGUCUAUAUUCACCUACUAAAUUGAACUCAUUUUUCAGGUCAGACACAUUUAUAAAAAACAUAGUUUUUCUUUUUUUAUCAUGUUUUUUUUUAUAUUGAACAUCAUUAUUUACAUUUUGUGUUGUUUUAUACACGUAUGCUGUAGUUUUGUAUUGCUUUAGAUAAUGCAGAUUUUACAGUUUAUUAUUGAAAAUUUUCUUUUUUUCUUGUGGAAAAUUUCAUUAUUUCAAUCAAAUAUCUUCACAAAUAAUUUCAUGACAUCUUCUAUACUGAUUUUGUUACACACUUUCGAAGUUAACUUCUGAUAAGUGUUUUCUGAUAAGUGGUAUAACAAAUCCAUAAAAUGGACUGAAAAGCUGAAACCUGCAGUAAACCCUGUCCAUAGACCAGCAUAUUCAGAUGAAAAUAAUAUGCUACUUACUUUACUACAAACAUCCUUUUUAAAUUACAAUUUACCAAAUAAUUACAACUGUUUCUAGCCAAUAUUGUAUAAAAAAGGUCUUUGUUUUCAUCAAUGUAAUGGAAAAAUAGAAAUUCAUAUGGAAAAUAUUGUAUACCAGUGAAUUUAUAUUCAUGGCCAAUUUCAUGCAUGCCCUUAACUCUGUGCCUUUUUAGUUGUUAUAUAUCAUAUGCUCCUCUGUAACUAAUAAGUUCUUUCAAGUUCUCCAAACCUGUCUCCGAUUAUUCAUGAUAAACAGUUCCAGGAUAUCUCGAUGCCUCCACCUAGCAGUAUAUUUACAUUUUAUUUUUUUUCUAAGAUGAAAUUUUAUAUUAUGUAUUUACUAAUUACCACAUGUUUGAUUUCAUAGAAUGUUUAUUAUUAUCCA
This is a messenger RNA of Saccoglossus kowalevskii, 2149 nucleotides long. Its product is annotated as telomerase protein component 1-like. Lineage: Eukaryota; Metazoa; Hemichordata; Enteropneusta; Harrimaniidae. The record is from RefSeq and is a predicted model, not a curated record. Gene Ontology annotation, molecular function: protein binding. Gene Ontology annotation, cellular component: Cul4-RING E3 ubiquitin ligase complex.